GACGACAACUCCGUCUUGGUUGUUAAACAAGCAGUGGAAAUACCCGUAAACGGUUUACGCUCUAUUUUUGAUCUCGUCAGCCAUAUCACUCACAUUUAAUUCGAUGCCAGAUUUAACUUAACCAGGAAGAGAUCAGCGGCGACUUCACUUCUGAUUUCAUUCAGUCCGAAGAGCGCAAAAAGACACAUCGAUAAAAAGCAAAGCUAAACACCUGAACAUACCAAACGAAAAUUGUUAUAACACGGUACAAUUCACAUAAAUGUUUGCGGAAACGCCUACAUUUCAUUAGUUGCCCGAUGACAUAAGGUACCAGAGUCUGGUUUUGCAGCAAGACAGUUAAAAGGAGAAGUCACAUCCAACGGAGAAAACAAAAAUAAUAAUCGUUGCUUAAGACAGUCAACAAAAGAACACUAACACUCGCUUCUAAAACAUUAUCCACAACCGAUGAUGUAAGCUUUUAGCAUUAUCAGUACGUGCAGAAAGGCCCCACUAAGUCAUCCAACCAUGAGUGACGGCUCGAACCACAAUGUUAAAAUUCUACAUGAACCCCUGCGAAAUAUAGGGGCACAGGACAUUCUCCAGGUCGGCGGAAAGUUGUAUGAUGGAACGCUCCGAAAACGCAGCCAACUGGACAAGCUGUUAGGAUCAACGAGAUGGAAGCAGCGCUUCGUGGUGAUAUCCCAGGGCUGCGUGUACUGCUUCAAGAGCGAGUACGCCUCCAGGCCCCUCACCGCCUUUUCCCUGACUGUCUAUGACAGCGCUGUUGAGACGGAAAUGCACGGAGUACUCAAUUGCUUUGAAAUAAGACACGAAACUAAAGAUAAAACCCCGCACUAUUUUGCGGCGGAAACAGACGACAAACGAAAGGCCUGGUUGGGAUACCUCAAUGACGCGAUUGCGCAGGCGCACACCUUUUCAGGGGAGAAGUUGUCGGCCGACAGCGACGAAGGCAUUGCCGGCUGCAAAUACAAGCCAGUUAACCGGAGGUCAAAUGUCCCUUUGCCGCCGCUUCCCACGGCUUCUCCUUCCGCCUCGUCAGCCCGAGCACCUUUAGCAAAGGCGUCACCAAAAAGCGAGUACGAUCUGGAGUCGGAAGAAGACGAUGAUCCGUACGACAAAGUGCCUGAGCAAGAGGCUCCAGCCAAACCUUCUGUGACGUCACCGACUAGAAGCGGAGCGACGUUGCCUGGGGGCGUUCCCUUGUUACCAACGACCGCCGGUCUCCAGGAGCUCUCCCGCAAGCGCCCGCAGACCGUCUCCAAGCGUCCACCACAGGCACUUCCGGGCACUUACCAAGAAACGCACAUAGCUACGGACACAAUUGGCCGCCGGACAUUAAGCCUCGCGGAGCCGUCGGCCACUCCGAACUACAUUAAUGAUACGGUAAAGAUUGAUCAAAACAUACUUUAA
This is a messenger RNA of Dreissena polymorpha, 1410 nucleotides long. RefSeq names its product SH3 domain-binding protein 2-like. The record is from RefSeq and is a predicted model, not a curated record. Gene Ontology annotation, molecular function: SH3 domain binding. Gene Ontology annotation, biological process: signal transduction. Lineage: Eukaryota; Metazoa; Mollusca; Bivalvia; Myida; Dreissenidae. The transcript has 10 exons. The coding region runs from base 505 to 1410 and encodes 301 amino acids.